AUGCGCGCCCAUUGCUUGAUCACUUUGACACUUAGUGGUCUUGCGGCUGCCGGAUGGAAGCCAGCCAUCCCGGCUGCGCCGACGGGUCAUGAAUGGCAGGCUGCCAGCCCAGGAGACAGUCGUUCGCCUUGUCCGAUGCUUAAUUCCAUGGCCAACCAUGGAUGGCUUCCACAUAACGGCAAGAACAUUGACCUGCCUACCAUCCAAUCCGCCUUCGAAAAUGCCAUGGGUUUCGCGCCGGAGGUCUUCGUCGGCAUCACUCAGUCUUCGCUCGCAGUGUCGACGACGGGCAACAGCUCGACGUUCAACCUCCAAGACCUCGCAUUCCACAAUGCCAUUGAACACGACGGUUCGUUAUCGAGAAACGAUAUCUUCUUUGGUGACAAUCUUCACUUCAACCCGUUGAUCUGGGCUGCCACUGCAGCGAGAUAUGGCAUUCGCAUCCCGUUUGCUUCGUCAGUUAUCACUGUUGAGAUUGCGGCAAGAGCACGUGCCGCAAGGGUGAGGGAUGCAAAGCUGGUCAACCCCAAGUUCAACUUGACCGAUGCGGGCAGUUCAGGUAGUAUUGGAGAGACCAGUGUAUUGUUGACUGCGUUUUGGGACCCGAACCAAGGCGGUGUGCCGAAGGAUUAUGUGCGGGUGCUUUUCGAAGAGGAGCGGAUACCAUAUGCCGAAGGCUUCACGCGGCCACAGACGGAACACACGUUGACGGACCUGGUGGCCAUGAUUACUGCGGUCUCAGCAGUCCGAGUUUGA
This is a messenger RNA of Truncatella angustata, 756 nucleotides long. RefSeq names its product Chloroperoxidase. The transcript has 3 exons. Gene Ontology annotation, molecular function: peroxidase activity. Bases 1 to 756 code for a protein of 251 amino acids. The record is from RefSeq and is a predicted model, not a curated record. NCBI's taxonomy places the organism in Eukaryota, Fungi, Ascomycota, Sordariomycetes, Amphisphaeriales, Sporocadaceae.